CUUUGCCAUAGACGACUUUUGUUCAAUUUGAAAAUUUCAAACUGCAUCUCAUCUGACCCACACCACACAUUGAUAUCAUCACCUAUUCACCUUCUCCCUUAUCUAUCAAUUGUUGACUAGCUUUCCAUCUGAUUACAUAUGCAAAGCUCCACACUGUUUGAUAGAUCUUUUGUGGUGUUUUGGUUGUAUAAGUGGAUUAGUUGAAACACUUUUGCUUCCCUCAGAUUCUGACCUUUUCAGAACAACUGGAUUUGGAUUUAGUAUCUGUGAGAUGUCCCUCAUUAGCAGAAGCAACAUGGGUACACCUUCAUUCCGUGAAUUCAAGAAGCAAGCUUCUUUCUUUUUGAAGGAGAAGAUUAAAACUGCUCGAUUAGCUCUCACUGAUGUUACACCUGCACAACUAUUGACAGAAGAAGCUACAAAUGGAAAUCCACAGGUGCCAGAUGCGCGUACCCUCAGAUCUAUUUCACGGGCUGCUUUUGAAGUCGAUGACUUUUGGAGAAUUGUGGAGAUUCUGCACAACAGAUUGUCGAGUUUUGAAAAGAAGAACUGGAGGUUCUCCUACAAUUCAUUGAUUGUGCUUGAGCACUUGCUGACUCAUGGACCAGAAAGUGUAGCAGAAGAGUUUCAGUGUCACAAAGAUGUCAUCAGCGAGAUCGAAAGCUUUCAAUUCAUAGAUGAAAAAGGGUUCAAUUGGGGGCUUGCUGUUAGGAAAAAAUCUGAGAGGAUACUGAAGCUGCUCGAGAAAGGACCUCUGCUCAAGGAAGAGAGAGAUCGAGCUCGAAAGAUAACAAGAGAGAUUCAAGGGUUUGGGAGCUUCUCUCAGAGGUCUUCUUCAACACAAGGCAUUCUGCAGGAAUCGCGGCAUGGAACAUAUGGAAGAUCCCACUCUGAUUUUAACAGAGAUGAAUGUAAGGAAAAUCAGGUUAUGCCCUCGAAUGAAGACGACCCGAUUGUAAAAAGCGAAAAAUCACAGCAAGGACAUGGAGUGGCAACCAUGGAGUCGAUCAAGGAAACAAAGGUCUUGAAUCAGUCAGGUGGGUUAGAUGAUACCCAGAUGCUUGGCAACCCCAGAACUCAAACAAGUUACAAAGAAAACAUGGCUUGUGAAAGGGAAGUAAUGCACAAGUGGGAUUCAACAGACGAAUCGAAUUCAAUUUUGGGAGACAAAAAAGAUGAAGGCCAGGUUUCUAUAGAAGAGGAUCAUCCCUUCAAUGAUACUGAGACUUACGCCACGGCUUCACUGCUUUCAGCAAGUGAUUGAAUGAAUCUUGCAGGGAGUAUAGAGAUUUUGAAGAUAUCUAAUGUGGUAGACAGUUUGUCUGCAAAUCUGUUCCCUAUAAAUAUAGCCAAACUGCCUACUUUUCGGUGUUCCUGUCAUUGAGUGUAUGCUAUUAUAGUAUUCUGUCUUUCCAGGAUUGAUGGUUAAGACUUGUAGUCCCAAUAGAAAAUCCUACAGGAGUGAAUGCUCUGUUGUACACAAGUAUAAAAGAGCAUAUACACACUUAUUUGGCUGUAACUAAUUCCUGCCUUACAUGGUCACAGUGCUAAUCUCAGAGUAACUGCAUCUUGUAGUCAUUCUGGUAAUAGCUAUAUGAAUAUAUAAUUUCCUAACCAGUCAAACUUAUUGCUGGUCCAAGCUUUAACAA
Messenger RNA from Tripterygium wilfordii, 1649 nucleotides. RefSeq names its product clathrin interactor EPSIN 1. The transcript has 4 exons. Gene Ontology annotation, biological process: endocytosis. Bases 272 to 1264 code for a protein of 330 amino acids. The record is from RefSeq and is a predicted model, not a curated record. NCBI's taxonomy places the organism in Eukaryota, Viridiplantae, Streptophyta, Magnoliopsida, Celastrales, Celastraceae. Gene Ontology annotation, cellular component: plasma membrane; clathrin vesicle coat; endosome. Gene Ontology annotation, molecular function: clathrin binding; phospholipid binding.